Perca fluviatilis (European perch) is the source of this 3370-nucleotide messenger RNA. It is a transcript of the gene rest, whose product is annotated as RE1-silencing transcription factor. Lineage: Eukaryota; Metazoa; Chordata; Actinopteri; Perciformes; Percidae. Bases 156 to 3338 code for a protein of 1060 amino acids. The record is from RefSeq and is a predicted model, not a curated record. Gene Ontology annotation, cellular component: nucleus. The transcript is spliced from 12 exons. Gene Ontology annotation, biological process: regulation of gene expression.
GUCAAUGUGGAGGAAUGUGCGGAAACUUCUUGUCCACUUUUCUUUCUGCAUUCGCGUUCGUCGAAGAAGGAAAACAAUAUUAACUUCUACAGCUGAAAAGAAGUGAAGACAAAGUGGAGUAAAGUGUGGAAGCGAAGAGCCGAGCCGAACCCAACAUGGCCGCUCAGACCGUGUUCUCCUUUCCUGUGGGCGUUCCUCUGGAGGACGCGCCCAGCGACGCGCUGCCCGCCCCUCAGCUGGUGAUGCUGGCCAACGUGGCGGCGACCGAGGGCGCCGCCGGUGACGGCAGCGCGGCGGACGAGAAGGAGAUGAUGGAGCUGAAGACGGUGGGAUGCAGCUACUCAGACAGCGAGGAGGAGGAGGAGGAGAACAUCAUCAGGUACAGCUACGACAACCAGAACUACCGAGAGGUGUGCAUCAUCGAGUACCCCGAGUCUCCCGGCCCCAACAUCGUCGCCGUCGUCGUGGGCAACGGCGCCGAUGACGGGGAAGAAAGCGAUGAAGACGAUGACGACGAUGAAGACAAAGCUGAGGACUUGUCUCGCCGCGCUCGGCCACGCCCUUCCUCUGACGUCACCAAAGCGCCCGAGCAGGAAGUCAAACGUAAACACGGCAACGUCGGCGCCGCCGUCGUCGCCACGGCCGCCGCCGCUGCUGUUGCCACGGAGACGGCCAAGAAGAAGAAGCCGUUCCACUGCAAGCCGUGUCACUUCCAGGCGCAGAGCGAGCGCGAGUUCGUGGAGCACCUCGGCACGCACGGCGUCAGCAAGAUGGCCGUGGUGAACCGCGUGGAGGGGCGGAGCCGGGCGCGGGCCAAUCAGGACGCGGCCCGGGGAACGCCAGGCGGCGGCGAGGCGGAGAACAGCGGUGGCGAGGAGGAGGAGGAGGGGGGGGCCAGCGGCGGGGGGGAUGUGAAGGGGCUGAUCAGGUGCGAGCGCUGCGGCUACAACACCAACAGAUACGACCAUUACAUCGCUCACCUGAAGCACCACAGCAAGGAGGGAGACGACCACAGGGUGUUUAAGUGUACCCUGUGUCCGUACACCACGGUGAGCCAGUACCACUGGAGGAAACACCUGAGGAAUCACUUCCCCAGCAAACUGCACACCUGCAGCCAGUGCUCCUACUUCUCCGACCGCAAGAGCAACUACGUGCAACACAUCCGCACACACACAGGUGUGCGUCCAUUCCAGUGUCCGUACUGCGACUACUCCAGCUCUCAGAAGACCCACCUGACCAGACACAUGAGGACACACUCUGGUGAGCGGCCUUUCAAGUGUGAGAGCUGUAACUACCUGGCAGCCAAUCAGCACGAGGUGACGCGCCACGCCCGGCAGGUGCACAACGGGCCCAAACCCCUGUCGUGUCCGUACUGCGAGUACAAGACGGCCGACCGCAGCAACUUCAAGAAGCACGUGGAGCUGCACCUGAACCCUCGCCAGUUCCUGUGUCCGCUCUGCAAGUACGCGGCCUCCAAGAAGUGCAACCUGCAGUACCACAUCAAGUCCCGGCACGCCGGCUGCAGCGUGGCGGCCGUGGACAUCUCCAAGGUCAGACUCCGGGUCAAGAAACCCGAGAGCUCCGACGGCGCCGAGGACACCUUCGCAGAGAGCAAGGCCGGCGAUUCCUCCGGUGGAGAGCGCUACGCGGAGGACUCUGACGCGGACGCCGUGGACGAAGACGACAGCUUGGACUCGAGUCCGAUCAACCUGUCGAUCAGAAAGAGCGGCCGGCUGAGCGGCGCCGAAACGGAGACGCGGAGCCAAGCGCCGGACAGAGCUCCGCGGAAAUCCACCGGCGAGAGAGAGACGCCUCAGAAAGUUAAAGUGGAACCGGAGAAGAAAGUCCCGACGAGGCAGAAGAAGACGGAGACGGGGAACGUAACCACGGAGAGGGUCAAGAGACGAGUCAAGAAAACGAGCCAAACCGCAACGGAAGAGUCGGAAAAGGAGCGACCGGAGAUGGAGAGAAGCCAGCGGAAGAGAUCGGAGGAGCAAAGGAACGCCGGUCAGAAAGAAGAGAAGAAGACGAAGCCCGAGAAGGAAGCGAAGAAGAACGACAGCAGCGGCAAGGAGAACAAAAGCCUCAACAAGCCGAGGAAGUCUGGGGACAAGAAGUCGGAGAAAACAGCCCAACGUAUCGGAGAAGCAAAACCAGACUCUCUGCAGAAACCAGACUCUCUGCAGAAACCAGACUCUCUGCAGAAACGCCCAAAGGAAAAAGCUGCGAAGCGGAAAGCGACAGAAGCUCUCGAUCUUUCCCAGAAGUCUUCGGCCGAGACUCCGCCGAAGGCCAAACGGCUGAAAGUUCUCGCUGAGAAAGACCCAAAGAAGAUUCAGGAUUCUUCUCCUUCUCUUUCUCCUUCUCCUUCUUCUUCUCCUUCUCCUUCUUCUUCUUCUCCUUCUUCUUCUCCUUCUCCUUCUUCUUCUCCGAGCCCGGCAAAGCCGAAGAAAACCCGUAGCGCCGGAAAGAAAGCUUCGGAGCCCCUAAAACAAACCGUGGAUCCCGUUACAGACGAGAAGGACGCGGCGCCACCGGGCAACAGAACGCCAACAAACAAACUCUCGGAGAAGAUGGAAGUUAAACUCUCGGAGAAGAUGGAAGUUAAACUCUCGGAGAAGAUGGAAGUUAAACUCUCGGAGAAGAUGGAAGUUUCCUCUGCCUGCAGCUCAGACGAGAAGACGUUGGGCGACAGAGACGCUCCAGCGCCAGACAAACGGACGUUAACCACGACGAGAACCAGUUCGGCGCUGAAGAAGAAGAUGAAGAAGGAGGCGGCGUCCACGGACGUAACGACUCAGACGACCAACAUGACCUCGGAGAAGAUGGAGGAUCCCUCCUGCAGCUCAGUUACAGAUGAGAAGACGUCGGGCAACAGCCGAUGUACAGACGCUCCGAAGAAACGGACCCUAACCACGACAGGAAACGGUUCAGCGCAGAAGAAGAAGAAGAUGAAGAAGAAGGAGGAGGCCGCGUCCACGGAUGUAACGACUCAGACGACCAACCUGAUCUCAGAGAAGAUGGAGGAUCCCUCCUGCAGCUCAGCCCGGCGGAGCAACAUGGAGGACGACGAGGGCGUCCACAGCAGCCAGGAAGCAGGAAGUGACAUCAGCGACAGCGCCUCCGAGGGCAGCGACGACUCCGGUCUCCACAGCAACGCCACCAACGGGGGGAAGGCGGCCAACGACCCCGAGACACCCACCCAGGAGAUCCCCACCCCCACCCAGCUCAAGAGCCUCCGCUGCAUCUUCUGUGACCGCACGUUCCUGCUGGAGGCCGAGUACCGGCGCCAUCUCAACCGCCACCUGGCCAACCUGUACUACAGUAAUACACAGUAGUACACACACACAACCUGUACUACAGUAGUAUA